Molecule: messenger RNA, 2722 nt
Organism: Tripterygium wilfordii
Lineage: Eukaryota; Viridiplantae; Streptophyta; Magnoliopsida; Celastrales; Celastraceae
Product: HBS1-like protein
Exons: 12
Coding region: 494-2518 (674 amino acids)
Biological process (GO): translation
Molecular function (GO): GTPase activity; GTP binding
Source: RefSeq, a predicted model, not a curated record
ACUCAUGAAUUAAUAGAAUGGAAGAAAUAAGAAUGGAAUGGAAGGCAAGUCUUCUCUUCUCAGAUGAGCUCAAUUAAGAAGAAGACCUUCAUAUCAUAACCAGUAGAAGGUAGAAAGGCAGCUUCAUUUGAUUAACCUCCUCCCCUGUCUCUCCGCCUGUAUCAAACACCGUCCAUCCUGAUCCUGCCCACCAAGCUUGCUUUUGGAUUUGGCUGCGCAAGCUUCUCGAAUGACUCAUCAUGGCCCACAAAGCUUCUCCUCUCCUUUACCGCCUCGGCUGGUUCGAUCGCCAAUUGUAAUUUGGUUGUGAUUUGGGUCUGCGGUUUUAUGGAUGACUUUGAACGCUUUAAAGGAAUGUCAAGUUAAUUACUUUUGAUCUUCUUGCUGGUUAAAGAGGAAAAUAAUUGACUUGGAUCAAUCAUUUUGUGUCGCUUCAGUAAGUUAAGCAGUUGGUGAUAUUGGCAUUGUCAACUAGGCUCACAGUAUUGAGUGUAUGCCGUUUCCUUUUGCAGUUGAGGUCUCCUUCGUUUAUGAAUGGACCAUGCCUCGUAAAGUGAGCUAUGAUGUCGGUUAUGAUGAUGAUGACUACAAUGACUAUGAAGGCUACGACGAUUGCUUUGAAUUAGAACAAACGGGGGAACAUCGAUCUAAGCAGGAAAAGAGAAGUCAUGGCGUAUGGCAUUGCGCCAUUUGCACCUAUGAUAAUGAGGAGAGCUUGUCUGUAUGUGAUAUCUGUGGGGUUAUUCGUAAUCCUUUGUUAAACAUUGACAGCAACGGUGAUAAAGGAUCAGCUCCCUUCAAGUUUGAUGUUCCAUCUCCAGAUGAUUUGGUUUCUGAUGGAUUGCAUCGCUCCAAAACAGGUUCAAAAUUAUCACUGCAAUCAAAUGCCAAAAAGUUAGAUAGUUCUUCUGUGCUGAACAGGAAAGAUAAUGUUGUGGGUGAGAGCAGUUCUACUUAUGGCGUAGUUAAUAAACAGUCAUGUGAAAAAUCAUUAGAGGGAUCAUCUUUGUUGGUGCCUAAGAGCAAGCGUGAUAUUCUGGACUACAGCAGUUAUUCGAUCAGUGGGGAUGAGUCACAUGAUCUUAUCAAUAAUCUUAGCAAUAUAUCUUUGAAAAAUAAAUCUGGAAAGUCAAAUAAAGUUGAUCCUGGAAAAGCCAACUCACGUGUGCAUUAUCAACCUGAAAAAUGGAUGUUCCCGAGCAAAGCACAAGACGAUUUAACUCAACUAAAUCUUGCAAUUGUUGGCCAUGUUGAUUCUGGAAAAUCAACACUUUCGGGCAGGCUGCUACAUCUUCUGGAAAGAAUAACUCAAAAACAAAUGCACAAGUAUGAAAAAGACGCUGAAUUGCAGGGUAAAGGGUCCUUUGCUUACGCAUGGGCAUUGGAUGAGAGCAGUGAAGAAAGAGAGAGGGGAAUAACCAUGACGGUGGCUGUUGCUUAUUUUGAUACGAGGACGUACCAUGUUGUUGUGCUUGAUUCUCCUGGCCACAAGGAUUUUGUUCCAAACAUGAUAUCUGGGACAACACAAGCUGAUGCUGCCAUUCUUGUGAUCGAUGCCUCAUUUGGUGCAUUUGAAGCUGGUAUGGAUGUUACGAAGGGGCAAACAAGGGAGCAUGCACAACUCAUCAGAAGCUUUGGUAUUGAUCAAAUUAUAGUUGCAGUCAACAAAAUGGAUGCUGUGGAUUACAGCAAGGAUCAGUUUGAUUUAAUCAAACUGCAACUGGGAGCAUUUCUUCAUUCUUGUAAUUUCAAGAAAUCUUCUGUGACAUGGAUGCCAUUGAGUGUGAUGGAAAAUCAAAAUCUAGUGGCAGCUCCUUCCGAAGUUCGUCUAUUAUCCUGGUAUCGGGGACCUUGUUUGUUGGAUGCAAUUGAUUUUCUCCAACCUCCUUCACGGGAUCUCUCGAAACCUUUACUUAUGCCCAUAUGUGAUGUUAUCAAGUUACCUACAAUGGGCCAAGAGUCUGCAUGUGGUAAAUUGGAAACUGGAGUCCUUCGAAGUGGAUCAAAGAUUUUGGUUAUGCCAUCUGGAAUUGUAGGAAGUGUGCAUUCCCUGGAGCGUGACUCUCAGGCUUGUGGUAUUGCAAGACCUGGAGAUAACAUAGCUGUCAGUCUGCAGGGCAUUGAUGGAGGAGGUCUUGUGAUGGCUGGAGGUGUUUUAUGUCAUCCUGAUUUCCCAGUUGCGGUUGCAAAACAUUUGGAGUUGAAGAUUCUUGUUUUAGAGAUUGCCACCCCGAUUUUGAUUGCGACCCAGUUGGAAUUUCACAUGCAUCAUGCAAAGGACGCUGCAAGGGUGACAAGGAUACUGUCGUUACUUGAUCCAAAAACUGGCAAAGAAAAGAAGAAGGGACCCCGCUGUCUUUUGGCUAAGCAGAAUGCCAUAAUUGGGGUCAUUUUGAACGAACCAGUUUGCGUCGAAGAGUUCUCGAAUUGCAGAGCUCUUGGAAGAGUUUGUUUACGAGCAUUAGGUAGAACUGUUGCCUUAGGAAUUGUAACCCGAGUUGUUGAAGAGCAGGAAUAAGAAAUAUUCCAGGAGACAUCCCUCGGAAAUCAGUAUUAGGUUUUGCAUAACAAGGUUGUGUGAAACAGGGCAGUUUCUUAAGCAUUGUCAGAAUUAAUGCAACAUAGGGGAUUUGUUGCUGCAAGUGACUGUUUAUUCGUCACAGAAAGGAAUUCUCAACUUCUAAAUAUGUUUCCCAAAUGUAAGAUUCAUUUAUUCUUUCCA